Molecule: messenger RNA, 4430 nt
Organism: Colletes gigas
Lineage: Eukaryota; Metazoa; Arthropoda; Insecta; Hymenoptera; Colletidae
Gene: pnt
Product: ETS-like protein pointed
Exons: 11
Coding region: 166-2211 (681 amino acids)
Biological process (GO): regulation of transcription by RNA polymerase II; cell differentiation
Cellular component (GO): nucleus
Molecular function (GO): DNA-binding transcription factor activity, RNA polymerase II-specific; sequence-specific DNA binding
Source: RefSeq, a predicted model, not a curated record
UGUACGGGUAGACCGCGUUAGUGCUGCCGAUGUGCGUGCGCCUCACAGUCGUACACGUGAUUCUUGUUUUGUGUUCGGUUCUCUUUUGGUGUUUUCCGUGUGCAUUAUCCGACCAAUUGACAUUGCUGCGUUCUUCACUGGAUUUUACGUUGAAAAACAGCCAAAAUGGAUAUGGAAUCCCUGUACGACUACGGGGAUGAGGAACAGGACUUCUACGAGGAGAGUCCCGGGACCAGGAAGGGCUAUCCCAUCGAUCACAGAUCCAUCAAGCGCGAUGCUAGAGGCGUGGGCAGCUAUCUGGGAGGCGGCAGCAUUAGCGACGGCGGCGGCAUGUUGACGGUUAUGGCGAAGUUGAUGAAACAAGAGCUGGCCUCUGACGCCGAGGAAGAGGGCCUGGUGCCAGCCCUCCCCGGCAGGUUUACCUCGAUGCGGAAGGUGCCAUCUCUCUCCGACCUGUCCGAUCCAGAGAGCUCCCUAGAUAUACCGGCGCAAGUGCCGCCGUUAACGCCUGGGACCAACAAGAAGAUGACCGAGGCCCUGGAGGCUUCUUUCGCCUCCUGGGAAAAGGAACGAGUCCGCCUCAACAUAACCAAAGACCCGAGGCAAUGGUCGGAAGCAGCUGUCGCUCACUGGUUGCACUGGGCGAUCGGGGAGUUUUCCCUGGAGGGUGUGGCGAUGCAGCCCUGGCAACACAUGACCGGGAAACAGAUUUGUGCCAUGGGGAAGGAAUCCUUUCUGGCACGUGCUCCGGCCUUCAUGGGCGAUAUCCUGUGGGAGCACCUCGAGAUCCUGCAGAAAGAUGUCGACGCGGCGAAGGCCUCUCUGGAGAACGUGCCGAGCAACGUGUACGAAAGUGUAUGCGUGCCAGAUUUAGGCGAUUUCUUGGGAUACCAGGGCGCGGCCCAUCAGGUGGCGACGCCGGAACACAAGAGCCCAGCGACGCCCGCGAGUUCCACCACCUCGAACUCCUCGGGCCCUCAAACCGGGACUCAACCGCCGUCCACGUUGCAACCGACCUCCGGUGCAGUUUCUCUACCCUCGAGACAGUAUCAUAACGAUGGGGGCUACAGUCAUCUACGCAGUCCCGUGUGCCAAGACGAGAAUCAGAGGGACGAGACCUCGCCUCCACCGCAUAGCCAUAGCACUCAAGCACCGAACUCUCAUUCCAGUACUCCGAACAGCAAUAAUAACAAUAAUAACAAUAACAGCGCGAACAGCGCUUACAUACAUCUACGGAACUUAAACCAACUCAAGACGGAGUCGAAUUACAGCAAUCAUCAUAUAACGGAGCACCUGCAAGGGGGCGGCGGAGGGUUGACAAGUGGCAACGAUCUCACGGGUACAGGGACCAGCGAAAGCGACCUCAGGGUCAGCCAGACCGCGACGGAGAGUUACAUGACUCCGGCCCAUUAUUCCGGAUACGACGAGGCCUCAGAGUACCACAGCCUGUCGCAGGAUCAUCAGCCGCCUCAUCCUUACAAUCUGGACGGUUCGCCGGAGUUUUACAGCACCAGUGGUAUCCACCUCGAGCCGAAGUACCAACCGUCGCCGUUCAAAAACUACCCUCGGGGUCGUUACCAUGAAGGAUACAGUGAGAGCGGUGGUUACGGGCAGUAUGACGCGACACCAUUCCAAACGGUCCCUGGAAGCGGAAGCGGAGGUGGAGGUGGCGGCGUUGGCGGUGAUCAAUGGGCAGUUGGUCCCGUUGGAGAACACCUGUCCCAUCAUCCCGCUUUUCUCGCGAGCCUCGGCCCACGAGACUCUUCCAAUCCUCAUCAUCCUUCGUCUAUUGGCAACAAUCCGGACCAGAAGCCUCUGUUGCAGAGCGCGAUGAUCGCCGGUUACACAAGCAGCGGACCCUGCUUCACUGGAUCAGGCCCCAUUCAGCUCUGGCAGUUUCUGCUAGAACUCCUAACAGACAAGUCGUGCCAAGGUUUCAUCUCGUGGACCGGCGAUGGCUGGGAAUUCAAGCUGACAGAUCCGGACGAAGUGGCUCGUCGCUGGGGCAUUCGCAAGAACAAGCCUAAAAUGAACUACGAGAAGCUGAGUCGCGGUCUUCGCUAUUACUAUGACAAGAAUAUUAUACACAAGACCGCUGGAAAGCGAUACGUCUAUCGCUUUGUCUGUGACUUACAGAGUCUCCUAGGAUAUAGUCCAGAAGAGCUACACGCAAUGGUGGACUUGAAACCAGAAAAGAAGGAAGAAGACUGAGUUUUUGUUACUGGACGUGUUUGAGGACUAUGUCGUAUAUCGAUGAAUGCAAAGAAUUCGUAGAUAUCGCACUGGAACAAAGAUGAAACUAAAAAAUGUAACGAACAAUGUGUAACGAACAAACGAUGGAGGAACAAACCAACUGUGUAUCGCUAACGAAAGAAUUCUUUAAUGACGGAAGACUAACAAUCCAUGUCUUCUAACGUUCAGAUAUACUAAAAUUAUACCUUAUUUGGGUAUAAUAAAAUCGAAUCGGUCGUAUGUACCAAAGACAGGGUCUGCAUACCAUUGGUGCCUAAAGUUAAUGACUAAAAAAAUUGUGAAUUUGUUUCUAAGUGAUUAAUUUUGCCAAGCCAGAUUUUAGAAGAUAUUUAUAGGAAAUAACUCAACAAUUUAUACAUAUUAUAUAUAUAUAUUAUACAUAUAAAUAUAUAUAAAUAUAUAUAUAUAUAUUUUUAAUGUUACAUGAUUUCUAAGCACUACGUCAAGCACACGAUGCGUCUAAAUUAUUUAUGUCCCCCAUCAUUUUAAACGUGCGUGUUAUAUCUCGUUGAUAGAUGACACCCAUAUGUGAUUGUUAUUACUAUAAUUUUACUACAAUAAAGCCAUUAUACCAUUUUAUUAGACGGCGAGCUUUCAAUCCGACAUUUCGAUGCUUUUCUACGUGUAGAUUAUCACUAAGUUUAGUAUUACGUUUCCAAGCUCGCUAGCUGCAACAACUAUAGACACUCGUUUUAUACUAUCAUUGAUUCUCCUAUCUCACUUUCUCUCGAUGUCUGUUGUGCGACCAGGCCCAGGUAUAACGUCGGAGAAUUAUAAUAAUUAAGAUCGUUUCGGGCGCGAAAAAGGUAUGCUGUUAAUUUCGCUGCAAGUCUAUAUGUUUUGGCGCGUUUCUUCCUUAACGAAAUCGUUUUGUUUCGUUGAUCUCUAUUAUUUCCUAACGAUAAAACAGAAAAAUUGUUUUCGAAGGAGGGGACGACGUGUGCAACCAGUGUUCAAAAAACCAUAGGUGCAAACCAACAGUAUUUGCAAUAGAAAACGAUAAAUCGCCUCUUAAAAAAAGCUUGUUGCAACAAUUCGUUUCGAACAACAUUUUCAAACUGGUAAUUCGAAAAUACAAUUUUCAGAUUUAAAUCGAGGCGGACAGGUGCGCGGUUACUUCUCUUAUUUCAAAUACCGUUUUAAUUGUAUCAGUAAUGCAUUGUACGCAUGUAAAAAAAGAGCAUCUGUUUCGUAAAAAAAAAAAAAAAGGUUAUUUCACAAAUCUACCAAUUAUAAAUAUGUCUACGGUGACAUAGCAAUAAUUAAAGUAUAUGAAUACUUUUGCGAUCUUCAAUUGUAUAUAAUAUGUAUACGUCCGAUAAGUAGAACACUAGGUAAAGCAUGCGUAGAUAAAAUUCGAAGAUAAUGUUACGAUUAGUUUGCGUGAUUCACCGUAUCUGAACGAACGUAUUUUAUUUUAUUUUGUUUUCUAAAUUGUAAAAAUGUUGGUCCAUUGGACGUAAAUAUAAUAAUGUCGAUAUAUUGAUACGUUACGACGAAUGAAACUAGAGGAGCGAGGAACUUUUUUUACACGCGUUACGUAUCUAUAUGUGUACGUAUAUGUAACUACGUAUUUUACGUAAAUUAAGCUUCCUUUUUUUUAACUGCGUUUUGUUGAACGUUCGCGCAAAGAGCCGGAUAGUAAAACGACGGUUGAACCAAACGAUGAUAGAACGACAUUCGACGAUAAAUCUAUAUAAAAGAGAAAGUUCUGUCGAUCGACGAUCGAUCGCUACUUGAACUAUGUUUAACUAUGGAAAAAUUUAGUUAAUCCCAGAACUUAGGGAUCCUGGCAUAUCCGUCACGAUUGUUAAGUUUUCUAUAUGUAAUACGGAUUAUAAUUUAGGCACGUCUGUAUAAUAAUCGGAACGUGGUUAACAGUGUACUAAUUUCGAAAGCGACUCACGAACGCAAACGUCGAACGAAAUCGAUGGAAGCAUUACGGAAUAUGCAUUUCGAAUUUAUACGAGCAUCAAUAGGGUACACGCGUUACGCGUAAUAUCAUUUUUAUUUCAAGUCCUUCCUCUUAUGCACACAACUGAACGUUCGUAAAUUGUAUUGAAUACUCUUAGCCGAAUAAAAAGAGAGAACAGAAAUUGUUAUUGUAUAAAAUUCUACGUACUCUGUGUGUAAAAGUAUUCGAUCAUCGUUUUCGACAAUUAUGCGAGGUUGCGACA